AUGACGACAAACGGUCUCGCUGGCAUCAUCCGAUCACCGUAUGUCUUUGGUGCCGCCCUCCUUGCCUCUUUUGGUGGCUUCUCAUUCGGUUACGAUCAGGGUGUCAUCUCCAUCAUCCUUACAAUGCCCCAGUUCCAGGACACAUUUCCUGAGAUUGCACCUGGCCACUCUCGCUAUGGAUUCAACACGGGUUUCAUGACUGGCAUGCUCGAGUUUGGCGCCUUCGUCGGUUGCCUGUUCUUCCCACUUCUUGCCGACCGAUAUUCCCGCAAGUAUGGCCUUGCUGUAGCUACAAUUUUCUUCUGCGCUGGCGCUAUCAUCCAGACGACGGCACAUAACUAUGGCUCUCUUGUAGCUGGACGCACUAUUGGUGGCGUCGGUGUCGGUACCCUUGCCAUGGGUGCCCCCCUGUAUAUCUCAGAGAUUGCCCCUCCCAACCUGCGAGGUUCCCUGCUCGUCCUCGAGGCCAUCUCUAUCGUUAUUGGCGCCAUUAUCGCCUACUGGAUCACUUACGGUUGCCGCGACAUCUCUAACCACUGGGCUUUCAGACUCCCUUUUCUCUUACAGAUGGCCCCCGCUUUGAUGGUUGGCGUCGGCAUUCAGUUUUUCCCAUUCUCGCCCAGAUGGCUAGCUAUGCGUCAUCGCAACGAGGAUGCGCUACACGCGCUUGAGAAGCUUCGCCGCUUGCCUGCAACUGAUGCUCGUGUUCAAGCAGAGUGGAAAGGCAUUGUCCGCGAAGCUGAGGUUUACGAGAUGCUGUUGAACUGUAAUCAUGCCACCAACAAGAACCCUGUCGUCCUUGAGUUCCAGCAGUGGGGGGACCUUUUCAAACCCAAAUAUAUCCGACGCACCGCUGUGGCACUGGCCAUCCCUUUCUUCCAGCAGUUCUCGGGUAUCAACGCUUUCGUCUACUACGCGCCCAUCUUCUUCGCUGCACUCGGUCAGGACUACGAGAUGUCCCUUAUUCUGAGCGGUAUGGUCAAUAUCUGUCAGUUCGUUGCCGGCAUUCCCACUUUCCUCUUCCUUGACAAGAUUGGACGUCGCAAACUUUCCAUUUUCGGAGGUAUUGCUAUGGGUAUUCCUCACAUGAUCAUGGCGGGCAUUGUGAGCAAGUACAACGGCAAGUGGGUUGAGAACCCUGGUAUGGGUUGGUUUGGUGUGGCCCUUAUUUAUAUCUAUGUUCUUGCAUAUGCCUCAUCGUACGGCCCCUUGGCUUGGACUCUGCCUGCAGAGGUUUUCCCUAGUUCUAAGCGAGCAAAGGGUGUAAGUGCUGCCACGGCUAUGGUUUGGUUGGCUAAUUUCAUCAUUGGUGUUAUUGUUCCUGAGAUGCAGCUCAGGCUUGGUUGGGGUACUUAUCUGUUCUUUGGAUGCUUUUGUAUUGCUGCCUCUAUCUUCUCCUUCUUCUUUGUUCCUGAGACUGCGGGCAAGAGUCUGGAGCAGAUCGCCGGCGCUUUCGGCGACAGGCUUGAGGAUGAAGAGAAUGAGCUCGGAUCCCCGGCCCACUAG
Molecule: messenger RNA, 1506 nt
Organism: Fusarium venenatum
Lineage: Eukaryota; Fungi; Ascomycota; Sordariomycetes; Hypocreales; Nectriaceae
Product: general substrate transporter
Biological process (GO): transmembrane transport; carbohydrate transport
Cellular component (GO): membrane
Molecular function (GO): carbohydrate:proton symporter activity
Source: RefSeq, a predicted model, not a curated record